UACUGUGCAGUAUAAGUUAGUAGAAAUAUUAUUCCCUCUUCGUCCUCCAGUCCAACAGGGUUCGCUGCUGGCUCGAAGCUCGGAGUCUCUGUUUCCUGUCUCUGGUUGUCUUUGUCCCCUCAGAGACUCAGAGUGCAGAGAGGAGGAACAUGUCCGCCGUGGAGCUGCUGCGGGUGUCGGUACAUGAGCGGAUCAGCGCUGCCGCUGAAGACUUCCUGCUGCAGGUGGAGGAAGGAAGAGGAAAGGCUCGAGUCCCGGAGCUGAGAGCGAAGCUCAACGAGCGGCUAAUGGCGGCGGUGGAGCAGAUCCUCGCGGGGCUUGAGAAAACCUUGUUAGAGUACGAGGGCCGAGUGGAGCGGGCAGAGCAGUCCGAGCGGGAGAUCUGCCGUCAGAGGAGGCUGCUCGAUGCCGUGAUGCAGCCCAAAGUCUGGCUGCACAGAGCAGUGUGUCCUGCAGACAUCAAGCAACUGAUGGUGAUUAUAGAAGAGGUUCCCCCUGAGGAGCAGAAAGAUAACAGAGCGGACUGUGGAGGACCAGACCCAGCCAGGAACUCAGAUCCUGGUGGACGUUUACAACCAGGUCCUGAGGACGAGACUGAAGACUCUUCUGAGACUGAAGACAGUGAGGAUGAUUGGAUGGAGACCAGGGAACCUCAGACUGGUUUGAAUACAAACAUUCAGCAACUGAUGGUGAAUAAAGAAGAGGUUCCCCCUGAGGAGCAGCAUUGGAGCCCCCUUGUGGACCAGGAGGACCCUGAGCCCCACCACAUUCAAGAGGAACAGGAGGAGCCGUGGACCAAUCAGGAUGGACAGCAGCUUCAAGGACUGGAGGAGGCUGAUAUCAAGUUCACAUUGACUCCUGUCGCUGUGAAGAGUGAAGAAGAUGAAGAGAAACUUAAAUCGUCAAAGCUUCAUCGGAGUGAGACGAAGAAGAAUAGAGCGGACUGUGGAGGACCAGACCCAGCCAGGAACUCAGAUCCUGGUGGACGUUUACAACCAGGUCCUGAGGACGAGACUGAAGACUCUUCUGAGACUGAAGACAGUGAGGAUGAUUGGAUGGAGACCAGGGAACCUCAGACUGGUUUGAAUACAAACAUUCAGCAACUGAUGGUGAAUAAAGAAGAGGUUCCCCCUGAGGAGCAGCAUUGGAGCCCCCUUGUGGACCAGGAGGACCCUGAGCCCCACCACAUUCAAGAGGAACAGGAGGAGCCGUGGACCAAUCAGGAUGGACAGCAGCUUCAAGGACUGGAGGAGGCUGAUAUCAAGUUCACAUUGACUCCUGUCGCUGUGAAGAGUGAAGAAGAUGAAGAGAAACUUAAAUCGUCAAAGCUUCAUCGGAGUGAGACGAAGAAGAAUAGAGCGGACUGUGGAGGACCAGAACCAGCCAGGAACUCAGGUCCUGAUGGACGUUUACAACCAGGUCCUGAGGACAAGACUGAAGACUCUUCUGAGACUGAAGAGAGUGAGGAUCAUUGGAUGGAGACCAGGGAACCUCAGACUGGUUUGAAUACAAGAAAUAACAAACAGCCUCUAAGUGAUAUUGGAUGUAAGACAGAAAAAAAAUCGUUAUGUUGCUCUGAGUGUGGUAGAAGAUUUAACCAAAGGGGCCAUCUAAAUAUCCAUAUGAGGAUUCAUACAGGAGAGAAACCGUUUAGUUGCUCCGAGUGUGGUAAACGAUUUAACCAUAGGGGCCAUCUAAAUAUCCAUAUGAGGAGUCAUACAGGAGAGAAAACGUUUAGUUGUCAUGAGUGUGGUAAACGAUUUAACCAAAAGGGUGUUCUAAAUAUACAUAAGAGGAUUCAUACAGGGGAGAAACCGUUUAGUUGCUCUGAGUGUGGUAAACGAUUUAACCAAAAGGGUGUUCUAAAUAUCCAUAUGAGGAAUCAUACAGGAGAGAAACCAUUUAGUUGCUCUGACUGUUGUAAAAGAUUUAGUCAAAGGUGCGAUCUAAAUACACAUAUGAGGAGUCAUACAGGAGAGAAACCGUUUAGGUGCUCUGAGUGUGAUAAAGGAUUUAGUCAUAGGGGCAAUCUAAAUACACAUAAGAGGAUUCAUACGAGAGAGGAACCGUUUUGUUGAUCUGAGUGUGGUAAAAGAUUAAAGAUUCAGUCCUAUUGUACAAGACAUUUGAGGAUUCAUAAAGGAGAGAGGCGACACAGUUGCAACCUUUGCAACAAAAGACUUAUUAGGAUUUAUCAACAGAUAUUCAUAUUAUACAUAAUCAUAGUUCACUGUUUUAAAUAGACUUAAAAGUUGUUAUGUCCCUAUAAAAUAUAAAUCAUUGAAAAAAACAAAAGAUCUGUGUUGAUAUAUCUUGUUUUUAAUGAUUUCUACAUAAUUUCUCUAUUUUUCAAAAUGUCCUUCAUGUUGUUUUAUGGUUAAAGUGUGUUCAUUGCACAGUAUGAAUGUGUGUUUUGAACUAGUUUAUAUCAUUAAAUAAGUUUGUUUAACACAAUGGUUUCUUGGUUCGUGAGAUUCAAUGACAGUGUAUGUUCUCCUUCAUGUAUUGAA
Molecule: messenger RNA, 2510 nt
Organism: Platichthys flesus (European flounder)
Lineage: Eukaryota; Metazoa; Chordata; Actinopteri; Pleuronectiformes; Pleuronectidae
Product: zinc finger protein 397-like
Exons: 4
Coding region: 150-2078 (642 amino acids)
Biological process (GO): regulation of transcription by RNA polymerase II
Molecular function (GO): DNA-binding transcription factor activity; RNA polymerase II cis-regulatory region sequence-specific DNA binding
Source: RefSeq, a predicted model, not a curated record